This is a messenger RNA of Prorocentrum cordatum, 459 nucleotides long. The record is from the annotation of a GenBank genome assembly. NCBI's taxonomy places the organism in Eukaryota, Dinophyceae, Prorocentrales, Prorocentraceae.
GCGGCGGCCAUGGUCACGAUCCUAGAGGAGGCGCUCGCCGCCCUGGGCACGGACCCCAUUCUUGCCGAGGCCCGCAAGAACAUCGAAAAGGACCUGGAGAAGCAGAAAACAGCCGCGAAGGACAGCACGAGUGCGGCUGCCAAGCUCGAGCAGAAGAAGGGCUGGAUCGAGCGCGUGGAUAUCAACGGGGUCGCAGCGCUUCGCCGCAUCAUCGCCGAGGGCGAGGAGGAGGAGCCGGAACAAAAGGACAUGCAGGUGGGCAAGGGCGGCAUCCCCGUGGAGGCCGUCGCCGAGUUGCGGAAGUUGGAGCGCCAGGAGCUGGGCAUCCGGAGGAGCAUAGGGAGGAAGCGCGUUGUCACCACGGACCCAGAGAUGUCGGAAGAAGAGUUGUUCGAGUUCGUCGAGGAGGCGGACACCCUUGCCGUGGACAUCGACGCCAAGCGGCAGAAGCUCGAGAAG